Molecule: messenger RNA, 2394 nt
Organism: Aureobasidium melanogenum CBS 110374
Lineage: Eukaryota; Fungi; Ascomycota; Dothideomycetes; Dothideales; Saccotheciaceae
Product: kinesin-like protein klpA
Exons: 7
Coding region: 1-2394 (797 amino acids)
Biological process (GO): microtubule-based movement
Molecular function (GO): ATP binding; microtubule binding; microtubule motor activity
Source: RefSeq, a predicted model, not a curated record
AUGGUCCCCCACUCUGAGAAUGCCCCCGUUCGCGCAUCGGGGCUGCGGCCCCCAAGUCGCAUCCCAGCAACUACUGGACUGCUAGAGAUGUCGGCCUCUGACAACAAUGCCCGCGCAAUCCCUCCUCCCGCCAACCUGCUCAAGCACAAAGGCUCGGCCUUACCUGAACCUGCUCCUAAGAGAAAAACCUUGGCCGAACGCGCUGGCGAGCCUCCUGCUCGUUCUACCAACACCACAUCCCGAGUCGUGAAGCGCUCCAACACGACAAAUGCUCUGCGCAAAACCUCCGCUAAUCACACAACCUCAUCAAUUCGCCCUGCCUCCGCCGCCGCUACCCACCGAACCAAUUCCGCCCUUCCUCGAACCGGCUCCCGCAGUGCUCUGGCUGCUCGCCCUACCUCGAUCGCACAGGAGGACGAUGAUGAAGAUCUGUCCUCCUCGAGCAUUCUCCCAAACAAGCGCAAGGCAUGGGACACCAAAGGUCGCCUCGAAGACAUGGAGACCCUCUACUCCCAACUCAAAUCGCAACUCGAUUCCGCCGCUACCGAAAAAUCUGGUAUGGAGGAAGGCAUAUCCAUAUACAAGGCUCGCAUAUCUGAGAUGGAGCAAAUUCGCCUGCAACUCUCGACCGCCAACCAAACACUGACCACCGAGCUCGCCGAGACCAAAAUUAAAUUGUCGUCAAUCAAUACGCAACUUGACGACUUGAAACGCAGUCACUCAUUUGAGAUUGAUGAUCUGCGACGAAAAAACCGAAAUGAUAUCGAGGAUGCCAAAGACGAUCAUCGCAAGGAGCUUGAACGUCUGCAGCGUGAAGCAAGAGAUGAACUUGAUCGAGUCAGGAAGGACGCCCAGGAAGAAGCCGACAGAGCGAACAAAACACGAAGGGAAGAGGUAGCUGAGAAAGAACGCGAACUCAGGGCAGAACUCGAUGAAGAGAGAAGCCGCAGACUUCGCGAAAUUCAAGAGCUCACAACACAAUUCAGCAUGCAAAAGCUGACGGCUGAAAACGAUGUUACGCAGAAAGAUCGCGAACUGCAGAACCUGCGAACAGAGCUCAACGAAGUCAAGGCCAAUCUAGAAUCAUCAAAUGCACUGAAUGUCAACUUGAAGGAAAAGUUGACCGAAGCCUCGACAAACACCCUCACCCUCGAAACUUCAAUGCGCGCCAUGAAAGCGAAGAUUGAUUUCCUAGAGUCCGACAACCAAGCACAAUCGCAAGCCUUCCAGGACCUCAACCAAAAAAUGUUGGAUGCUCAAGCUGUGGCUGCUGAGGCGAAAGAGAAGCUUCGUCAGGAGGAAACUUUGCGAAGGAAACUGCACAACCAAGUUCAAGAGCUCAAGGGCAACAUUCGUGUCUUCUGUCGUGUUCGUCCCGCGCUAGGCGACGAGGAGACCAAAAAAGCAGAGCUAACUUUCCCCGACGCCGAUACAGACAGCAAAGAGGUGGUUGUGCAAGGUCCGGAUCAGAAGAGCGCUAUGGGAACUGUUACCAAGGCCAACAACAACUUCUCAUUUGACCGAGUGUUUGGACCAUCCUCACAAAAUGGCGAAAUCUUCGAUGAGAUUAGCCAGCUCGUUCAAAGUGCGCUCGAUGGAUACAAUGUCUGCAUCUUCUGUUACGGCCAAACUGGAUCAGGAAAAACUCACACCAUGUCUUCAGCCGAUGGCAUGAUUCCAAGCGCUGUAACUCAAAUCUACGAGACAGCCAAGAGUUUAGAAGAUAAGGGUUGGUCCUACUCCAUGGAAGGCAGCUUUGUCGAAGUAUACAACGAGACUGUGAAUGACCUUCUUGGAAAGGCGGAAGAUUGGAACAACAAGAAGCACGAAAUCCGUCAAGAUCCGGUCAAACUCAGGACCACAAUCACCGAUGUGACAACAGUCGAUUUGGACUCGCCUUCACGUGUAAAUGCUAUUUUGGACCAGGCCAACCGCAACAGACGUGUUGCCGCUACUCAAGCCAACUCGCGCUCGUCACGCAGUCACUCGGUCUUCAUUCUCAGGCUUAUUGGUGAGAACUCGACUACCGGAGAACGUUCUGAGGGCACCCUCAACCUCGUCGACUUGGCAGGCAGUGAGCGUCUUGCUCACAGUCAAGUAUCAGGCGACCGCUUGAAGGAAACUCAGAACAUCAACAAGAGUCUGAGUUGUUUGGGCGAUGUGAUCAGUGCUCUAGGAUCUGGCAAGGAUGCGAAGCACAUCCCGUAUCGCAACAGCAAAUUGACUUACCUCUUGCAAUAUUCGCUGGGCGGAAACAGCAAGACAUUGAUGUUUGUGAUGGUCAGUCCUUUACAAGCCCAUCUGUCUGAGACCUUGACCAGUCUCAAAUUUGCUACCAAGGUGCAUAACACUCACAUUGGAACUGCGAAGAGACAAGCGAAGGUCAAGGAUUAG